AUGGAUUUCCCUGGCCUAGGGGCCCUGGGGUCCUCAGAACCCCUACCGCAGUUUGUGGAUUCUUCCCUCGUGUCCUCGCCACCAGAUCCGGGGCCAUUCUUCUCUGGGCCUGAGGGUUUGGAUGUAGCAGCUUCCUCCACUUCCCCAAGCACAGGCACAGGUGCAGCCACUGCACUGGCCUACUACAGGGACACUGAGUCCUACAGACACUCUCCAGUCUUUCAGGUGUACCCGCUUCUCAACUGUAUGGAAGGAAUCCCAGGGGGCUCAUCUUAUGCUAGCUGGGCCUACAGCAAGACGGGGCUCUACCCUGCUUCAACUGUGUGCUCCAGCCACGAGGAUGCCCCACCCCAGACCCUGGAAGACCCGGAUGGGAAGAGCAGCACCACCUUCUUGGAAACCUUGAAGACAGAGCGGCUGAGUCCAGACCUCCUGACCCUGGGGACUGCACUGCCUGCAUCGCUGCCUGUCAACAGCAGUGGUUAUGGGGCACCUGAUUUUCCUGGUCCUUUCUUUUCUCCCACUGGGAGCCCUCUCAACUCAGCAGCCUAUUCUUCCCCCAAGUUUCACGGAAGCCUCCCUCUGGCCCCUUGUGAGGCCAGAGAGUGUGUGAACUGUGGAGCAACGGCUACUCCACUGUGGCGAAGGGACAGAACAGGUCACUACCUGUGCAAUGCCUGUGGCCUGUAUCACAAGAUGAAUGGCCAGAACCGGCCUCUCAUCCGGCCCAAGAAACGACUGAUUGUCAGCAAAAGGGCAGGAACUCAGUGCACUAACUGCCAAACGACCACCACGACACUCUGGCGGAGAAAUGCCAGUGGAGAUCCGGUGUGCAAUGCCUGUGGCCUCUACUACAAGCUACACCAGGUGAACCGACCACUGACCAUGCGCAAGGAUGGGAUUCAGACUAGGAACCGCAAGGCCUCUGGGAAAGGGAAAAAGAAGCGGGGGUCAAGUCUGGGAGGAGCAGGAGCAGCUGAAGGACCAGCUAGUGGCUUCAUGGUUGUAGCUGGUGGCAGUAGCAGUGGGAAUUGUGGGGAGGUGGCCUCAGGCUUGACACUGAGCACCGCAGGUACUGCCCAUCUCUACCAGGGCCUGGGACCUGUGGUGCUAUCAGGACCCGUCAGCCAUCUUAUGCCUUUCUCUGGACCUCUGCUGGGAUCGCCUACAGCUUCCUUCCCCACAGGUCCUGUGCCUCCUACCACCAGCACCACUGUGGUGGCUCCCCUCAGUUCUUGA
Cricetulus griseus (Chinese hamster) is the source of this 1239-nucleotide messenger RNA. Lineage: Eukaryota; Metazoa; Chordata; Mammalia; Rodentia; Cricetidae. The record is from RefSeq and is a predicted model, not a curated record.